Neohortaea acidophila is the source of this 1905-nucleotide messenger RNA. RefSeq lists its product as uncharacterized. NCBI's taxonomy places the organism in Eukaryota, Fungi, Ascomycota, Dothideomycetes, Mycosphaerellales, Teratosphaeriaceae. Gene Ontology annotation, molecular function: long-chain fatty acid transmembrane transporter activity; long-chain fatty acid-CoA ligase activity. The record is from RefSeq and is a predicted model, not a curated record. Bases 1 to 1905 code for a protein of 634 amino acids. The transcript has 3 exons.
AUGGCAUUGGCAACAGGAGCCGCAGUCGCGGCCGCAGCGGCCUAUCUCGAUGCAAAAUACCAUCUACGAAAAGACUUGACCAAGUUGCAUGAACGCCGUCAUAUGACCAAGCUCGUCCAGAAAUCCGCCCAACAAAAUCGUAUGUCCUUAUGGUAUCCCUUCGAACAGCAAGUACACGAGCUGCAAGAUGAGCAAUGUCUAUGGUAUCGGUCGCAGCCUUCAGAUCCCGCCGUCACCUACUCCUGGACGGAGACGUAUGAUCAAUGCUGUCGAUACGCUCAGUUCCUCCUGCAGAACGGCGUCCAGCCUGGCGACCUGAUCAGCACGUAUCUCAUCAACUCUCCCGAAAGCAUGUUCACGCUUGUCGGCAGUUGGGGCAUUGGAUCCGCGCCCGCCAUGAUCAACUACAAUCUAAGCGGAGACGCUCUUAUCCAUUCCUUGAACGUCGCUCAGGCGAAGCUUUUGCUCGUAGACGACGACGAAGCCUGUCGAAAGCGAAUCGAGGACGUGCAGUCCAGGAUUGAGAAUGAUCUCGGAAUGAAGAUCGUAGUGCUGGACGCAGCGACCAAAGCCGCCAUUUCCGCUCUCGCGCCCACCCGGCCUGCGAACGAGUAUCGCGAGAGCAUCACCGGAGCCUUUCCCCUCUUUCUUUUCUAUACGAGCGGCUCGACGGGACUCCCAAAAGCAUGCGCCAUGCCGACCGCAGCGGGGUUAACGCUAGGCGAACCGCGCAGAAGGAGCAUGGGCUUGAAAAGUGGCAAGGGUGGCGACGUCUGGUACGACUGCAUGCCCCUCUACCACGGCACAGGCUGCACAGUGGCAGUCGGAUGUCUAAUCACCGGCAUCAAGUUGGCCAUCGGACGCCGCUUCUCAGUCCGCAGCUUCUGGCACGAUAUCCACGAUUCGCAAGCAGCCGCGUUCGUCUACGUGGGCGAGACGGCGCGCUAUCUACUCGCCGCGCCGCCUUCGCUUCUGGAUAAAACGCACAAGGUCAGAGUUGUUUAUGGCAAUGGUAUGCGGCCUGACAUCUGGCGUAAGUUCAUGGACCGCUUCGACAUUGCGUGCGUAAAUGAGUUCUUCAACUCCACCGAGGGCAUGCUGUCUCUUCUGAACGUGUGCGUGAGUCCUUUCUACGACUCCGCUGUGGGCCAUCAUGGCGCCAUACUGCGCUACGCCAAUCGCAACUACAUCGUACCCGUGCGGAUCGACUACGAAAAAGGCGACGAGAUCUGGCGGGAUCCGCAGACGGGUUUUGCGAAACGUGCGCCGUAUGAGGAGGGAGGGGAGAUUCUCAUUGCGUGUGCAAGCCAGGGCGAUUUUGUGGGUUACUACAACAACCCCGACGCAACAAAUAAGCGCUUCGUGCGGGAUGUAUUCCGAAAAGGCGAUUUGUAUUACCGAACGGGCGACGCUUUACGAAGAGAUGCAGACGGCCGAUGGUUCUUCAUGGACAGGCUGGGCGACACGUUCAGAUGGAAGAGCGAGAACGUGAGCACGGCCGAGGUAGCGGAGGUGCUGGGGCGGUUUCCGAACGUGGUCGAGACGAACGUCUACGGAGUGGAGAUUCCCAAUCACGACGGGAGGGCGGGCUGCGCUGCCAUCUAUAUCCCGCAUGAACAGCGGCGAUCGUUUGAUUGGAGGGCUUUGCUGCAGCAUGCACAGAAGGGGCUGCCGAAGUAUGCGGUACCGGUGUUUGUGCGGCUGGUGCAGAGGCCGUCGCCGAUGCAUAAUAAUAAGCAAAACAAAGUGCCGUUUCGGAAGGAGGGGGUGGAUUUGAAGAGUGUUGCGGAGGGGGAGGCUGGAAGAGAUGAUGCGAUGAUGUGGUUGCCGCCGGGUGGCGAUCGAUAUGUGCCAUUCCAGCAGAAAGAUUGGGAGGCUGUAUCUGCUGGCAAGGCUAGGCUGUAG